Molecule: messenger RNA, 1649 nt
Organism: Triticum aestivum (bread wheat)
Lineage: Eukaryota; Viridiplantae; Streptophyta; Magnoliopsida; Poales; Poaceae
Exons: 2
Coding region: 54-1493 (479 amino acids)
Molecular function (GO): protein binding
Source: RefSeq, a predicted model, not a curated record
CCCCUAAUCAAUCAAGGGUUUCCAGAUUGAACAUCAUCACCGUAGGCAGGACGAUGGCCGCCGACCAGGACAAGCCGCUCAAGGCUGCUCGUGUCGAGGGCAGGGAGGAUCACCUGGCACGCCUGCCGGAGGACGUGCUCGCCGACGUCCUCCGCCGCGUCCCGCCGCGUUGGGUGGCUGCCUCCCGCUGCGUCUGCAGGGCCUGGCGCGACGCCAUCGAUGCACACGGCCUCCUGCGCGCCGACCUGCUCCCGCUCUCGUUCGCUGGCCUCCUCAUCCACUUCGACAAGCACAAGUAUACCGAAUUCUUCGCUCGUCCCUCCGCCCAUGCGGUCAGCGGCAACCUCAGCUUCCUGCCUUCCACUGCCCCUCAUGCUGGUACUAUAUGGGAUGACGCCAGUGAUUGGGACGACUACAAGAUUCAGAAUCAUUGCAACGGGCUCCUCUUGCUUAGCGACAACCAUGUGGUUAACCCAGCCAUCCGAAGGUGGAAUGCUUUGCCACCGUGCCCGGCCAAAGAUGGUACAUGGUACAUGUGGUACCGUGGGCAUUUGGUCUAUGAUCCGAUGGUAUCACCACAUUACGAGGUGUUCAUGGUCCCAAGUUUGCGUGAUAAAGAUGAUCCUUCUAAUCGUCCUGACCUCUUGAUGGAGAAAUCUGAAUGGCCGCCGUCUCCAUGCAAGAUGUAUGUAUUCUCAUCAAGGUCGGGUUGUUGGGAGGAGAAGUAUUUCAUCCGACAAGGCGAUGCUGCGGGGAUCGUUAGUGAGAUGCAAGUGGGCUGGCCGGAGUUCAGGACCGCUGUAUAUUUUCGAAGAGCACUUUAUAUAUACAGCGAAGCAGCGUUUCUUAUGAGAAUAUCACUGUCAGAUACUGCAUAUCAUGUAAUAAAACCACCUUUUGAUAUUAAAGUAAAGGACUGUUGUCUACACACUGAUAUAGUAUCAGAAAAGGGGGUGUACUUUGUGGCAUUUGAAGAUGAUAAGUGUUGGCUUCGAGUUUGGAUCCUUAAUGAAUCAUGUGGCCAAAUGGAGUGGAUGUUGAAGCAUGACAAAGACCUUAACCCUGUGCUAGCACGCCACCGGUUUGACCAACGAGUACAUGGACCCUGGAUCUUAGAAGAUAUUAACUACAACCUAUUUCGUUCUUCUCAUUCUUCAAAUGAGAUCAAGGAAGCAUCAACCGAACAGAUAUAUGAAUGGAACUCUAACAAUGAUGAUGACGAUGUUGAAAAUUGCCACCAGAAUAAAGACGGUCGUCACAAGGAAUAUGAUAUUCAGAUACUUGGGUUUCACCCCCAUAAAGAGAUUGUCUUCAUGAGUGAAUCUCAGGAGACAGGACUAUCAUAUCACUUAAACGGCUCGAAGAUUGAAGUCUUAGGGAGUAUAUACCCAAAGGAGUAUUCAUUUUUCAAAGAGCUAUUAAAUGACAUGGAGUACUUCACUUCUUUUCCAUACACCCCAUGUUGGAUUGAAGAGUUUCCUCAGAACAACUAGUCGAGUAGUUUAUCUCACCUACGGGAUUAUGUUAGUUGAUAUCUAUUUGAGCAAGAAAAUGGAUGGAUUGCACAAGACGUAUAGUUACCUUCAAUUUAUAUGUAUUUAUAAUAAGGAUUAGGAUCAAUUAAUUUCCACUGGAAGGAUUUACAAUUA